CCCCAAUCUCUCUCCCUCUAAUUCUCGCUCUGUCCACCUGAACCAGUGGAGAGUCAAAAACGGAGCCAGUACCUCUCUCUCUCUCUCUCUCUCUCUCUCUCUCUCUCUCUCUCAAUUUUAACAUCCUCACCUGAAUCAUCACUCCUUGUAACCUAUACACACACAUCCAUAUCUACAGCUGCUUGAGAAUUUAUAUGAUUUGCAGUUUUUGUUGCAAUCAUUUUAUUUUAUUUGCUGUUGAGAAUUUUAUUUGGGUUUGGAGUUUUGAAAUUGUUCGAUUUUUGACAGAUUUUGAUUUAGAAAGGGAGAGAGAAUGGCAACGUUUGAGCUGUAUCGUAGGUCCACCAUAGGCAUGUGCUUGACCGAAACACUGGACGAGAUGGUUUCGAACGGGACUCUCAGUCCCGAGAUCGCUAUUCAAGUCCUCGUUCAGUUCGAUAAGUCGAUGACUGAAGCUUUGGAAACCCAAGUUAAGAACAAGGUGUCCAUUAAGGGUCAUCUGCACACCUACAGAUUCUGCGACAACGUUUGGACCUUCAUCUUAACAGAUGCAGUGUUUAAGAGCGAGGACAACCAAGAGAACGUCAGUCGAGUUAAGAUUGUGGCAUGCGACUCAAAACUGCUCACACAAUGAGAUUCUUCUCCCCGCAGUAAAAAGAAAGUGCCUAAAGGAUUCAGUUUUUAUAUGGUGUUGCAAAAGGAGAUGGAUAUUUAAAGUGAGAAAAACUGGGGUUUGGUCUAAUCAAGCUGCAAUUUCAGGCAGUUAAAAGAAGAGUGAACACAAUCUGUAGAAACCAUCGAAACCUUUUAACUUUUGUAUUAUACUGGAGAUAUUACUUGAUCAUUUAACAAGCAUAUUGUAUGAUUUUGUGUGAGUAUGUGGUUUCA
Molecule: messenger RNA, 888 nt
Organism: Rhododendron vialii
Lineage: Eukaryota; Viridiplantae; Streptophyta; Magnoliopsida; Ericales; Ericaceae
Product: transcription initiation factor IIA subunit 2
Exons: 3
Coding region: 314-634 (106 amino acids)
Biological process (GO): transcription initiation at RNA polymerase II promoter; RNA polymerase II preinitiation complex assembly
Cellular component (GO): transcription factor TFIIA complex
Molecular function (GO): RNA polymerase II general transcription initiation factor activity; TBP-class protein binding
Source: RefSeq, a predicted model, not a curated record